This is a messenger RNA of Enterobius vermicularis (human pinworm), 960 nucleotides long. The record is from the annotation of a GenBank genome assembly. NCBI's taxonomy places the organism in Eukaryota, Metazoa, Nematoda, Chromadorea, Rhabditida, Oxyuridae.
AUGGUACAUGGAUCUCAACUCUUUACUGCUAGCGAUACUGUGCUAAUAUUUGGGAAUAUCGAGAUGAUAUCUGAUUUUCAUCACAACCGAUUUGGGCCAGAAUUGUACCGACGUUUACGAUGUUUGAUUCAGACAGUUGACGAAUUUCGAAUUUUGCUGAAUCUACCAGCGAAACGUCUCGACGAAUAUCAGGAUGCGAUAGAAAAUUUGAUCAAUGUUACCACUGACGAUAAAGCUAUCAAACACUUGCAAAAAGCGUUAGAUGUGGUCAGUCGUCAGUUUCGGUAUGGUGAAGCACUGUGGUCACUUGAAAAAAUAUCAAACGGAGGAAUUAAUUUGAAAGAUCAGUUGCUAUUUCGAAUUGACGACAUGAAGGUAAAAAAAGAGUAUCAUUUAACUGGACGACUGAAGCCUCGAUGCGUUUUUUUAUUCACUAAAUGUCUGAUAAUUACAAAACGUAUGCCUCGCCAAAAAGAUGCUAAAGCUGUAAGAAAAGGUGGUGAAUUUGGAGAACUGAGAUUCAAAGGAGUUAUAGAUUUUCGACGACCGGAAAUGUGUGGAGUAUCUGGCCUAAUUCAAAAUGAGCCCUUAUUUAAGAUCUUUUAUCAGUGUAACGAAUACCUGGCUGAUGUUUAUGCUUUCACGGCAGACAACAUGGAGACCCGCAAUACCUGGGUAAAAGAUAUAUGUGAAGUGCUUGGCUUCCGUGCGCAACUCCAGGUGAGACCUGGAGAAUUGGGAACAAGUUUUUUAAGAUCUCUUUCAUUAGGACCACGAAAGUCCAGACAAAGUUUUGCCGAGAAAGCCGAAGCACUGAAGAGAGAUCGACUUAUAAGACACUCGUGGCCAAAACAUAUCCUAGCAGAAGUUCAAGAGGCGAAAGAGUUGAAUGAAAUCAAACGUCGGAGACAUUAUAGUAUGCAAGGACAAGCCAAUGACGAAGAAUUUCCAGCAGGGUAG